Messenger RNA from Amaranthus tricolor (Joseph's coat), 693 nucleotides. RefSeq lists its product as uncharacterized. Bases 101 to 478 code for a protein of 125 amino acids. The transcript is spliced from 4 exons. Gene Ontology annotation, molecular function: nucleic acid binding. The record is from RefSeq and is a predicted model, not a curated record. NCBI's taxonomy places the organism in Eukaryota, Viridiplantae, Streptophyta, Magnoliopsida, Caryophyllales, Amaranthaceae.
CAAUUUAAGCAUUAUUUGAAUCCAACUCUUAAUUAUAAUGUUCCGUCGCCCUCUUGGGUCUUGAUCUCGAACUUGGCUGCGCGACUAAUUUCCAAAAAGGAUGGGAGAUGACCUUCACGAGGCUUCACUUUCUUCCUCAAUACCUGCUCUUGAUUCAUCGAACAUUGGCUUUCAGCUUUUGAAGAAGCAUGGUUGGAAGGAAGGAACCGGUCUUGGUGCUUCUCAACAGGGUAGGUUGGAGCCUGUAGAAGCCUAUUUGAAAAAAAACAAAAGAGGUUUGGGAGCAGAAAAGACGAAAAAGAAGGCCUUGCAAUCAUCUACAACAACUAUCUCUGCUGCAGAGAAAAAUGAGAAGAAAACGAAAAAGGAAAAAGCACUCUCAAAAAGAAUGAGAAAAAUGCUUGAACAGGAAAAGCGGCUGCAAGAGAAUGAAUUUCGACAAGCAUUCUUCAGAGAGUUUUGGCCGGAUAAUGUUUGAUAUCGACACUAUUUAGCAAUUUUGCCACUCAUUCGUUUUAUUUUUGGGCGUCAAAAAUAGCUGCAUGGAAACUGGAAAGUGAACAUCAAGUUUAUGGAGUUGGAAUUGGAGAAAGAAAUACUCUUAUUGUAUAUAGCAAAGUGUUGGGAGUCUUGUUUUCAUAUAUUUUUUUAAUCUUGUGUAGAAAAAUGGGUUACUCUUCUCUUUUAACUCUA